AUGCCGAGGACAAAACCUCUGAGACCUCUUUCAGAGAUUAUCGCCUCGAAGCUGCAGUUCGCAGUCGAUGUUCUCAAGAAUGCGCCGAGCAUGAUGGUCCUUGAGACUCAGCUUCCUUGGUGCCAUUCACAACUUUAUAAAAAGUAUAUGCCCAGGGCAAUGCAAGAUGCUUAUUCCUGCUGCUCCCUGUACAUGUCCAGGAAUGAAACCAACACACCCGUUAUAAUGUCUUUACUGGAUGCUCGAACCGACGACCUUUUAUCUACUCCACAACCGACAACACUUAUAGAGCUUCUCGCCCGUGCGCAUGCUCUGCUUCUCUAUCAAAUAAUGCGUUUAUUUGCCGGUGAUGUUCGCUCCCACGCAACUGCCAACGCUCUCUUCGGAACACUAGAGUCUACUGUGAUUGAUCUCUAUGGAAAUCUCUAUUUCCCCUCGCCCUCAGAAUCUAAAGAGCUGCUUCCACUAUCCAUGGAUCCGAUAAUUGAGUUUUGGGAGUGGUGGAUUGUACAAGAAUCGGCUCGACGGACGAUACUUCUUACGUUCUUUUUCAUCCAGAUAUACAAAGUCUUACAAGGCAAUCCUUCUGUGCACUGUGAUGGAAAGCUUGGAAUAACGUCGCAUUCAUGGUAUCUCUCUGCACAACUGUGGAAUGCUCAGAGUGCGUUUGACUUUGCAGUGGCUUGGGCAGAAAAGGAUCACUUUGUUGUUCGUGACCUCGAUUUCACUGCGGCCCUAGAGAAUGCCCAACCGGAUGAUGUUGAUCUCUUUGGGCGGAUGCUUAUGGUCACUUUACUUGGUAUUGAUGGUGCGAAAGCGUGGUUCUAUUCGAAAGGUGCGAUAAUGUGA
This is a messenger RNA of Penicillium cataractarum, 849 nucleotides long. RefSeq lists its product as uncharacterized. The record is from RefSeq and is a predicted model, not a curated record. The transcript has 2 exons. Bases 1 to 849 code for a protein of 282 amino acids. Lineage: Eukaryota; Fungi; Ascomycota; Eurotiomycetes; Eurotiales; Aspergillaceae.